Messenger RNA from Penicillium malachiteum, 1074 nucleotides. RefSeq lists its product as uncharacterized. The transcript has a single exon. The coding region runs from base 1 to 1074 and encodes 357 amino acids. Gene Ontology annotation, biological process: zinc ion import across plasma membrane. Gene Ontology annotation, cellular component: plasma membrane. The record is from RefSeq and is a predicted model, not a curated record. Lineage: Eukaryota; Fungi; Ascomycota; Eurotiomycetes; Eurotiales; Aspergillaceae. Gene Ontology annotation, molecular function: high-affinity zinc transmembrane transporter activity.
AUGGUCUUCGACCCUCACAAUGUCGACCUCACAACUGCUAGCGCAACUGAGGUAAUCUGCUACCUCGAUGCCUCAAGCAAUGACUACAAUGGACGCAUUGGCGCGCGAAUUUCCUCGAUCUUCGUCAUCGGAAUCAUCUCCUCGAUAGCCACAUUCUUUCCCGUCGUCGCCAAGCGUGCUCCACGUCUCCGCAUUCCACUAUACGUCUACCUCUUCGCCAAGUACUUCGGUGCCGGUGUCAUUAUCGCAACUGCAUUUAUCCACCUUCUCGACCCUGCAUACUCCGAAAUCGGCAGUGACAGCUGCGUCGGUAUGACAGGUCACUGGGCCGAUUACUCCUGGUGUCCUGCUAUCGUCCUUACCUCUCUUAUGAUGAUCUUCCUUAUGGACUUUGGUGCUGAGCGCUACGUCGAGAAGAAGUAUGGACUGUGCCGUGAUGACCCCGAGCCUAUCAUGGCCUCUGGUGUUGAGGUUGAUGCUAGUGUUGCCCAUAACCACGUUCACCCUGAGCGUCCUGGAUCAACCGAUAAGGGUGUCAAGGAGUUGGAGUCUCAGUCUGACGACGAAUCUGAGAGCAUUGAGCGCUCGUUCAGACAACAGAUUGCUGCGUUUUUGAUUCUCGAGUUCGGUGUUAUCUUCCAUUCUGUUAUCAUCGGAUUGAACCUUGGUGUUACCGGCUCCGAGUUCGCUACCCUUUACCCUGUUCUAGUCUUCCAUCAAUCCUUCGAAGGUCUUGGUAUCGGCGCGAGAAUGUCUUCUAUUCCAUUUAAGAAGGAGAGCUGGUUGCCUUGGAUUCUUUGCUCGGCUUAUGGUCUGACAACCCCCAUCUCUAUCGCUGUUGGUCUUGGCGUGCGCACAACAUACAAUCCUGGUUCGUACACUGCCAACGUUGUCUCUGGUGUUUUAGAUGCUGUCUCUGCUGGUAUUCUGAUCUAUACCGGUCUGGUUGAGCUCCUUGCUCGUGACUUCUUAUUUGAUCCCCACCGUACCCAGGAUGACAAGCGUCUUACCUUUAUGGUCUGCUCGCUGUUGCUUGGUGCUGGUAUUAUGGCUUUGCUUGGAAAGUGGGCUUAA